Pungitius pungitius (ninespine stickleback) is the source of this 2235-nucleotide messenger RNA. RefSeq names its product transmembrane protein 79b (gene tmem79b). The transcript is spliced from 5 exons. Bases 153 to 1268 code for a protein of 371 amino acids. The record is from RefSeq and is a predicted model, not a curated record. Gene Ontology annotation, biological process: regulated exocytosis. Lineage: Eukaryota; Metazoa; Chordata; Actinopteri; Perciformes; Gasterosteidae. Gene Ontology annotation, cellular component: trans-Golgi network membrane; lysosomal membrane.
AGUAUAUGUGAGCCGGCUUCUUUUCCUUUAAGAGAAGUUUCCUUUAACUCACCUGAAGUGACACACCUGAGCUCAACUUCCGGAGGGCCGCACAACCGGAAAGAACGAAAACAACAUCAACAGAAGAAGAAGAUCAUAUCGUUACGACGGACAUGUCUCUGCUGACAGAAGAUGCCCAGUGCCCAACAGGAAGUACCAAGAUGCAGGACAGUGGGGGGCUGGAGGAGGAGGAAGAGGAGGAGGAGGAGGAGGAGGAAGGGGUGGGGGUGAGGUCGGCUUUGAUGGAGCCUGACACCCUGCAGUGGCCUGGGGACAGACAGACAGGUAAAGGUGACCGGAGGAGUUGGACAGAAAGUGAGAGGGGGCCGAUGGCAGAGGGAGAGUGGAGGGGGGGGCAGAGGGGAGAGGGGGGGGAGGAGGGGGCGGAGCCUGGGGGGAACUACCUGCCAGAGAAAGCUGCUCAGGUCUUCAGUCCGGCGGUUACCGUCCUCCACUCCCCGUCCCCGCCCAGAGGCAGCGAGGCAUUCUGGGAGAUGGAGUCUGAGAAGAGCCCCUUCCUGGGUUCUGAAGUCCCUCAGGACUACAACCAAGAUGGCUACAGGUACGAGUGGACCGAGGACACGCCCCCUCACGCGUGUGGGCGGGGCUGUCCCAGCCGGGACGUCCUGAAGGUGGGCGUGUCCCUGAUGACCUCAGCUCUCUUCUUCCCCCUCCUGGUGUGGGGCGGGUUUGUCUUCCUGCCGUUUGACGCCCCGCUGCUGGACGGCGCCCCCCUCCGGCUCGUCUACACGCUGCGCUGCUCGGUGUUCGCCGCCGCCCCCAUCGUCCUCGGUUGGCUGGUGCUCGGCGUCAGCCGGCUCCGGUCGGAAGGCGUCCGCCCUCUGUUCGAUGACGAGGGCAAGGAGGCGGAGCUCCACGAAGUCACCGUCCAUCAGCGCUUCGUUUCGGACUCCGCUUCCUUGUUCCUGAUCUACUUCCUGCAGCUGGUCGUCAUGGCGAUGUACCUAACCCAAGAUCAGCUGAAGCUCAUCCCGCUGUUGACCAUUGUCUUCGCCCUCGGGCGGCUGGUUUACUGGGUGGCAGCAGCGUUCAGCAGCAGCAUCCGGGGCUUCGGCUUCGGCCUCUCCUUCCUGCCGAGUCUCGCCAUGAUGGCCGCCAACUUCUACUUCAUCUUCUCUGUGGAGGCGUCUGGCUCCGUCUUCGUCCUCCCGUCUCCAGCCGAGCUGCUGCCGACUCCACCCGCCGGCAAACAGAGGUUCUGGGGAUGAGCUGAUCAGCUGAUCGAUCAACUUCCAAAAUCAUUUUCAUCUACUGUUUUUUUUUAAUGAACCAAACGGCAACAGAAAAAAGCUUUUUUGUUGAUAAAACUCUGAAAUGUCUGCAGACAUAUCAGCUGGUUAGGGUUAAGCCCCGCCCACUUUAGAACGAGCUGUUUAGCUGCUUCCUGUGUGUUUUCCUGUUCACUCGUCUGUCAUUUGGAUUUGUUAAAUCUUUUCAUUGAUCGUUACAUAUUUAAGUCUUCAUUAAAAUAAACAUGUUUCCUUCUUGCAUAAAAUCAUUUAGUAUUAUAUUACAAAAUAAAAUGUAAUCCACUCUAAUUCAAUCUAUUUUAGAAUCCAGAUGGAGAUUUAAAUAAUAUAGUGUAUGUAAAAUAUAUGUAUAAGUAAAUAUCAGUCUGUAUAUACUAUUAUAUAUGAAUGUGAGUGCAUAGUAAUACAGAGCAUUACAGAAGUGGUCACCCAUUGGAAACCAUGAACCCGCUUUGAUGUGACCUUCGUAGCUCUGGCUGUGUGUUGAGGGUCAUCAUCCUGCUGCAGGAUAAACACUCAAGUCUUCUGCAGACCAUCAUGUCCUCUUCAAGGAUUGUCCUGUACUUGUCUGCGUCCAUCUUUCCCUCGUUGUGACUGGUUUCCUGCUGAGAGAAGCAUCCCCUCAGCAUGAUGCUACACCACCACGUUUCCCUGUUGGGGUGGUGUGCUCGGGGUGACGGGUGGUGUUGGCUUUCCUCCACACAACUAUUUACAUAAGAUUGCAGAUAACAUGAAUUAUAGAUUUUCAAUAAAGGUUUAGAUCAAAAAUGAGCAGCCAUCUUGUAAGUCAUUUCUACAUUCCAUUUGCAAAAUGAGCUCCUCCUUCUCAGCUCAGCAAACGUGCAACUGAUUAAGAUCACACUAAGUCAAGCUUUCUUACUCAUCCUGGAUUCCUUUAUUCUAGUUUUGUUCAAUAGCCCCCUGG